AGUGACGACGAAAGAAGUUGAAUCUAUCGAGAGGCAAAAUAAAAAAUCCAAGCUUUUCUAGGGUUUUACAGAUCUGCGAUUAUCAAUCACUGUUCCGGUUGGGUUGAAAUGACGAGAAAAAAAGCCACCGUCGUCUUGCCGCAACCGAUUCGUCGUUCAGCGAGGCUAAUCUCUAUGCAGAAUCGAGAUAGUCAAGUGAAACCCAAGAAAGAUCUGGGCUUUUUCUCGGAGCCGCCGAAGAAAACUCGCCGGGAAGUUCUUAAUGAAGUAUCCAAGAAAUUAGUGUACUCACUCGAUAGUCCAAUGGGAGAUUCGAGUUCGAAACAAUCUCCGGGAUUGAAGAUUUCGACUGAUGGGUUUCCUUCUCUGAGACGGUCUCUUAGGCUUUCAAGUAGGGAAUGUUCCGGUGACAUAAAAGAGAAGUCUGCAUUGACCUCAUCUUCUUCUCGCACGAAAUCGACGACCACCACUGUUUCGUCUUCUUGUGUUCUGAGACGGUCUCCUAGGUUUUUGAGUGGAGGAGGAUCUGUGAAUCAAUCUUCUUCUUCUUCCACUGGGAGGAAAUCAGGUAAUAGUGUUUUGAGUAGAUGUAAAUCUGUUUCAUCUGAGAACGGUAAAGGUGGAGAUGGUGUCAAAUCUAAGGAUAGAAGUAGAAGUCGUCUUCGUCCUAAGACUAAGCAGUUGUUUAAAGGUUGUGAUGAUGAUAGUGAAGAAGAAGAAGAAGAAGAAGAAGAAGAAGUUAGUGUCUGUUUUCUUAGUCAGAGGAAAAGGAUGAGAAUUACAAAGCCUAAUGAGAACGAAAAUGCUGUGCCAGAAGCUGAUGAAGUGAAGAGAACGGGUAAGCAGAAAGAAGAAGGAUUGAAGACAAAGAAGAAGCAUGAGACAGGGAAAGGUGUUUUGAGUAGAUGUAUUACGAAAUCUGUUUCAUCUGAGAAAGGUAAAGGUGGAGAUGGAGUCAAAUCUAAGGAUAGAAGUAGAAGUCGUCUUCGUCCUCGGACUAAGCAGUUGUUUAAAGGUUGUAAUGAUAAUGAAGAAGAAGAAGAAGAAGAAGAAGAAGAAGAAGAAGAAGAAGAAGAAGAAGAAGAAGAAGAAGAAGAAGAAGAAGAAGUUAGUGUCUGUCUUAGUCAGAGGAAAAGGAAGAGAAUUACAAAGCCGAAUAAGGACGAAAAUGCUGUGCCAAAAGCUGAUGAAGUGAAGAGAAUGGGUAAGGAGGAAGAAGAAGAAGAAGAAGGAGGAUUGAAAACAAGGAAGAAGCAUGAGACAGGUGGAUGGACAGAGGAGCUGGAGUUAGCUUUACAGGGAGCUUAUUUGACAGUGAAGCCGAGUCCUCAUUUCUGGAAAAAAGUUGCUAAGAUGGUACCUGGAAAAACUGCUCAGGAAUGUUUUGAUAGAGUGAACUCAGCUUUGAUCACUCCUCGUCAACAUCAGCCUCGAAGAUCCAGGAAAGCAAACUUAUCCACGAUUCCGCAGUUUUCACUCUCUGCAAGCAAACUACUGAAACCUAAUUCACCAAAGACUAAGGUACGACAGCGCAGAAACAAUCUCUCAAAGAAGACGGUCAGGCAUCUAUUGGAGAAGCAAAGUCAUAUGGAUCAAGGUAGUGGAUUUGAUCUCUUCUCAGUUCUUGAGCCUACCAUCUCACGGAACUUUCUCUCAACUCCAAUAGAGAAAAGGCAAAGUCUUCCGAAAAUCCUGGAAAGUCCAGUGCCUUGUUCAAGUAAAGACCAAACAACUCUCGUCAGUCCUCCAGUCCUGAAACAAGUCAAAAACAAGGCAUUGCAUGAGAGGUACAUUGAUCAUCUGCAUCUCAGGGAAGCUAAAAGAAAAGCAGAGUCUACUCGAUUUGCCGGGAAAGAGAACAGAAGACCUAAUGAAAUUCAGAAGAAGGAUUCGGUUAAAGCAGCUAAAGAUGCCCUUUUGUUUGAUGUUCAAGAGGCAAUCCAGAAGCUCAAGGGUCUGGAAGCUGAGAACUCAUCUAGUUCUUCAGAGUUUUGCUAUGACCAUGCUGAAACUGACGAAGAAGAUUAAUCAGUCUAGUUUCUAAGUUUCUAACCAGAUAUGUUUGAUUGUACUAGGGCACAGAGCGUAGAGAUUAGAGUAAGGCAUUACUGUGAACCUUUGUUUUGUAACCAUGAGAGUGAAAACUACUUGUUUUGUGUGAAUUUAGUUUAGCCAGAUGUUGUAUAAACAAAUAAAAUUGAUGUUCUUUUCUA
Messenger RNA from Camelina sativa (false flax), 2213 nucleotides. RefSeq lists its product as uncharacterized. The record is from RefSeq and is a predicted model, not a curated record. Lineage: Eukaryota; Viridiplantae; Streptophyta; Magnoliopsida; Brassicales; Brassicaceae.